UGGGUUAAGAGCUCCUGAUUUUCUAUUGGCCACCAGGAAGAGGCUGCACAGAAAAAAAAACGCUGCUUGUAACCAACAUCAAGAGGAGAUGCAGACCUAUUUCAAGUUAAUAUGUCCAAAACGUGGCCGUUACAGUGCAUUGGAAGAGGCUUGUCACAGCGACAUGCCAUGCCUGGCACCGGAGGGCACAGCUGCUGGAUUUUAUGGCUGUAGGAAGAUGCCACAGCUUGUAGGAGAUGGAGAGACUGCUACGGCUACAGAGGGAAACUAUAUUACUGCAAUCCCCUCCUGCAUCAUACAUGAUAAGUGACCUUCAUAUACAGGAGGAUUAGGACCCGGUGUGACCACCAUUACUGGGACUACCUGUUUAUGCCGUGGAUGCAUUGGGUUUCCAUUAGUCACCAUGUUCCAUUUAUACUUUGGGACCUUCCAGCCUUUGCUGCUUCUUUGCCUCUUUGAAUGGAGACCCAUGGCUGCUGAUUUUGGGGUCUGGCAGCGAAUAUAUAGGCACCCAAUGCUGAGGAGCAGGGCACUGUAUUCUUCCUACGGGAUGGAGUCUUCAUCGGCAGCCUCUACACCGUUUCAACGCCAUAAAAGAGGAGCUACCUCGUCGAAUAUAACCAGACAAAGCAGGCGGAACAACUUACUGCCAAAUGAAUCUAUUUGCCCUUACAAAGUGUUCAGCGAGGGGCAGGAGAGCUCCAAAAAGAGCAUCUGUUUCAGGACCAUGGACAGGGACUUCCGCUGCGACCAAAGAGAAUGCAUCGUGUACAAGUCAGGGAGGUCUUUGUUGGCCAACGUGUUGAGAAACAGCAGUGUCCUUCUACAAUGGCAGCCAGCGGAUCCGUACCUGGCGGACCUGAAAGGGUUUUUGAUCAACUGCUCUUGGAACGGCACUUUUACUCGCUUUCAAUGCGACAGCGUCCAGCUAGGUGUGAACUGCAGAGACUACCUCCUAACCAAUGUGCACGACAAUGUCAGGUAUCGAAUCUGCCUGCAGACCCUCUUCGCCAACAGGACGUCUAUGGAAGAAUGCGUGGACUUUAGCGUGGAGCCUGUGGGCAUGCAAGACAUUGUUAUCGCCAUGACUGCUGUAGGGGGGUCUAUAUGUGUGAUGCUGGUCAUCAUCUGCCUCUUAGUGGCCUACAUUACCGAGAAUCUCAUGCACCCUGCCUUUAUGCACCCUUCUUCUAAGAGGGGACCGUGACAUUUUCGUUUCCUUAGGUUUAAGGAAAGGACGCUGGAUAUUUGAGAGUUCACAUUGACUUUACUGAUAAUUGGGACAAUAUCACUGUGAAGUUAGGAAAUUCUAGACCUAAAAGACUAUACUAUGUGCCAAACUCAUGGGAACGGCAAUGGGUAUCUUGCCGGCUGUUGUAAAACUACAAGUUCCAGCAGCUCUUUGACUUGUAGCUCUACAAUAACUGCUUUAAACUGCAAAUGUAUACGAGUCUCAGUGAAAAUUGUAUAUGUUUCGACAAUAGUCAUACACUGUGCAGAGUCUCUACUCUCGUAUAUUAGCUGUGAUCACAAUAGGAGGCAAUAAUACAAAAAAGGUAUUCAACGCAUUGCAGCCACUGGUCUUGUGUUUAGAGCUGUGCUUCCCAACCGGGGUGCCUCCAGCUGUUGCAAAACUACAACUCCCAGCAUGCCCGGACAGCCGUUGGCUGUCCGGGCAUGUUGGGAGUUGUAGUUUUGCAACAGCUGGAGGCACCCUGGUUAGGAAGCACUGGUUUAGAGGGUAGAUAGCAAAAUGUUCAUGACUACUUCACAUCAUUGUGGGAACUGAUAACAUCUGGUGACCUCCUUUUAAAGUUGACAUUUUGAACAUUUUAAUACUAUUAUUCUAUCGAAUUACCCUCCGAGAUGGUAGACGGAUUGGGAAACUUGUACUGUGUAUGGCCGAUCUCAUGUAAGCCACCAGUUCUCAUCAUGGAUUUCAGGAGUACGAUGCGAGAAAACCAAUGAGAUGAGCAAACACUAAAUAGAUGCUUAUUCACUAUACGAGGGGAGGGGAGGGGGUGUGUGAUUUUUUUUUUUUAUAACAUAUAUAUUACUAUAACACUAUUUUAUCUGUGGUCUGACCUCCAUGGUAGAGAAGUCUAUGUUACAAUGUACAUAGUAGUUAGAUUGAUGUAUUAGAAGAAUAAGAGAUAUUUUACAAUAUGUCAGCAUAUUAACAGAUAGCUUUAUAGUGGACGUGGAUGUUUAUUGCUGGCUGGGUGCUCACUGUGUAACAUGAUAGAUAACACAGGGUAUGUAUAAUAUAUAUAUAUAUAUAUUACACAUCAGUCUAUAGUAGGAGGCACAGCCUGGUAUCAGAAGCUGUAGUCAGUGUUUUGACGAUAAAUGUAUAAAUGUUGGUUGCCUGUAGUCUUACAUAGCUAUAAUACACCACCG
This is a messenger RNA of Hyla sarda, 2400 nucleotides long. It is a transcript of the gene FNDC10, whose product is annotated as fibronectin type III domain containing 10. The transcript has a single exon. NCBI's taxonomy places the organism in Eukaryota, Metazoa, Chordata, Amphibia, Anura, Hylidae. The record is from RefSeq and is a predicted model, not a curated record. The coding region runs from base 404 to 1207 and encodes 267 amino acids. Gene Ontology annotation, molecular function: protein binding.